AUGAGAACAUGCCCUUCAUGUGACUCUCGCUCUCCCUCCCUCCGAGACCUCUCUUUUUUCAUGACAAGCUGUCGUCGAUCUUCAAUUCUUCAUUCACCACUACUCCCCUGCUCUUCGACGCUGUGAGCUCAGAGCUGCGAGCUGCCUCUCAACUGCGUAGCUGCACAGCUGCUUUACUUGCUUCCUCCGAAGACCCAUCGAGUGCUUCUCCUCCAGACGUCGGCCUUUCCGCUGGAGACGUCGGCCUUUCCGCUGGAGACGUCGGCCUUUCCGCUGGUGUUGUUCUGCCCACCGCCGGCUUCUUUCUCCCUGUCCCUCCUUCUUGCAGGCAGGCGUCAUACAGGACGAUCGUUUCAUGUGAAGCAUCUGAACUUUUCAAGUUAUCCCCAGAAGUAUUUUGUUGGGUUCCUUUCUUAUAAAGGACAACAAAAAAAUAAUUUGGAAUGGAGCCUUCUCGGACUGUCCACGCUGCCACUGCGACGCAUGUUUAAAAGUGUCCCUUCUCGUCUUUAGUCUCUGGCGGAAAAUGAUUGGAAUCCGGUGGUCUCGUCUCGCACUGUUGCUGGUUUUCUUCGCCAUCUUCUCCGGCUCUUCUUCUUCCCUGAACACGGAUGGGCAGAUCCUUCUCGAGGUGAAGUCCACCUUGAAUGACACUGGUGGACGCUUGACGAGUUGGAAGGCUUCUGAUGAAACUCCUUGUACUUGGACAGGCAUUGCUUGCGAUUCUGCUAACGGCAGAGUUGAGUCCAUCGACCUCACUGGGUUCGCUGUAACCGGCGACUUCCCAAAUGGAUUUUGCCGGAUUUCGACCCUCAAGAACCUUUCUCUUGGCUUCAAUAACCUCAGAAACCGGCUGGUGUCCCGAGAUCUUGCGCUCUGUGCCGGAAGCCUUCGUCUUCUCAACCUCUCCAACAACUACUUCGUUGGGCCAUUACCGGAGCUCGGUUCGGAGUUCACCACGUUGAUGACGCUGGAUCUCACCAUGAACAACUUCUCCGGCGGAGUACCAGAUGGAUACGGCCGCCUUCCAGCAAUCAAAGAGAUGUACCUCGUCGGCAACCUGCUAUCCUCUGCGUUUCCUGCCAUUUUGACAAAUCUCACUACGUUGGUAGUUCUCAGCCUUGCUUACAAUCCUUUCAAGCCUAGUCCCCUCCCUCCGGAGAUUGGGAAUCUCAUAAAUCUGAGGAUCCUUUGGCUUUCAAACUGCAAUCUCAUUGGCAGCCUUCCUGAAUCAGUUGGAGGACUGGUGGAGUUGAGAGACUUCGACUUGUCGCAGAACGGACUCUCAGGGGUCAUUCCGUCGAACAUUUCUGGAAUGAGGAACGCCAAGCAGAUUGAGCUCUACGCCAACCAUCUCAGUGGCAGCUUACCAGAGUCUUUGGGAAACUUGAAGUUCCUCACCUAUUUCGAUGCUUCGCAGAACGAGAUCACUGGGUCGCUGCCGGAGACUCUUGCGGGGCUGUCAUUGAUCUCUCUUAACCUGAACGAGAACCAAAUGGAGGGUAUCAUCCCCCCGGUUUUAGAGAUGAACCCUUCUCUUACGGAGCUGAAACUCUUCAUGAACAAUUUUUCUGGCCAACUUCCAAGAAGGCUCGGUCGAAACUCCCCCCUCCAGUUACUUGAUGUCUCGAGUAAUAGAUUUGAGGGGAAUCUCCCACCUGACCUUUGCUCCAUGAAGAAGCUUCAGAUGCUCAUUGUGUUCAACAACCAGUUCUCUGGAGAGCUGCCAGAAAGCUUAGUUCUCUGCACCGGGAUGCAGAGGAUCCGUAUACAAAACAAUCGAUUCGUCGGAACGAUCCCUCCGGCUUUCUGGGGACUGUCAAGAGUUAACUUUCUAGAGCUAAGCAAUAACAAUUUUGAAGGAUCUAUCAGUCCCCAAAUUGCCGGUGCUCGCAGUCUGACGCAGUUCCUCAUUUCUGGCAAUAACUUCUCUGGCACCAUUCCCCCAGAGAUGUGCAGUUUGUCACUGCUAUAUGUUAUUGAUGCAAGCAGAAACCACAUAUCCGGUGCCCUUCCUUCCUGCUUAACUUAUCUGAAGGGUCUGCAAAAACUUAACCUCCAAGAAAACCAGAUCACCGGCGAGCUGAAUUUCUCCUCUUCCAUCUCCUCAUGGAAGGAACUCACGGAGCUAAACCUCUCGAAGAAUCGACUAUCUGGAAGCAUUCCAUCCCAGUUGGGCUACCUCCCUGUACUGACGUACCUCGACCUCUCGGACAACUUGUUCUCCGGAGAGAUCCCUUCAGAGCUCGCGAACUUGAAGCUGAACAAGCUGAACCUCUCGGAUAACGAGCUGGUCGGAAGAAUUCCCUCCGGCUUCGACACUCCAUUUUACAUCUCCAGCCUGCUUGGAAAUCCCGGCCUUUGUACCACCAAAGGGAAAAAUUUUCCGCUUUGCUCCCCUUUUGACUCUGGAGCCAUCAGGAGGCACGCCAAGACGGCUUGGAUCCUAACAGGGGUGCUGUCCAUCGUCGCUGUCAUCUUCUUCGUGACAUCCCUAUGGCUGUACAGGACAAGGUAUCAACAAGAGGGGGGGAUGGAUGAGAUUGAUAGGGCGAUGAUUGGGAGGGCUAUCCGAAAGACGCGGCCAUGGAAGCAGACAUCGUUCAGCCGGGUGGGGGUGGCAGAGGAGGAUGUUAUGGCAUGCUUGACGGAAGAGAACCUGGUGGGGAUGGGAGCGUCGGGGAAGGUGUACAGGGCAAGACUAAAGACAGGAGAGAGUGUGGCCGUAAAGCGGCUGUGGGACGCCGGAAAGCCGGAGACGGAGUUGGGUUUUAGGGCGGAGAUCGAUACGCUCGGAAGGAUCCGCCACACCAAUAUCGUGAAGCUACUCUGUUGCUGCGUGAGCAACGAGGUGCGGCUUCUAGUGUACGAGUUCAUGGAGAACGGCAGCCUCGGUGAGAUGCUGCACGACCGCCCCGACGAGAAGGUGAAAGGCAGGGCCGCCGGUGGACUUCCAAAGGAGCUGAGUUGGGAGAGGAGGGUAAGGAUCGCCAUUGGGGCGGCGCAGGGGCUCGCCUAUCUUCACCACGACUGCGUCCCGCCCAUCGUCCAUCGCGACGUCAAGUCCAACAACAUACUGCUCGACGGAGAAUUCAAUGCUCGGGUAGCUGACUUCGGCCUCGCCAGGAUCCUCCGGCGGCGGGAUGCCAAAGACGCCGACGGCGACGACGGACGGAUGUCAGAAGUCGCCGGAUCAUAUGGCUAUAUUGCUCCAGAGUACGCGUACACUCUGAAAGUGAACGAGAAGAGCGACAUCUACAGCUUCGGGGUGGUGCUGCUGGAGCUGGUGACGGGGAAGCGGCCCAUAGACCCUUCCUUCGGCGACACGAAGGACCUCGUAAAGUGGGUGAACCAGGAAUGCUUUUCCGGCGGCAACGCGGCGGCGCAGGUGGAUCACAUUCUGGACUCGAGGAUACCGCAGCGGUUUCAUGGAGAGAUGGAGAGGAUGCUGGACGUGGCUCUGCUCUGCACGUCGGCGCUGCCCAUCAACCGGCCCUCCAUGAGGAAGGUGGUGGAGCUCCUCCGGGACGUCCGCAAGCCCCGGAUUGGAUCCAGACGCAACUGAAGUUGACCGGAUUCCUUCUCAGUUUGUAUCCUUGGCCUUCAAGCUCCUAAAGCGUCCCUCUCCCUCCCUUCGCAUCUUACCAGUUCUCCCUUCGGAGCAUUGCAGAAGCAUCCAAAUUCCAAAGUUACCGGCAUUUUUAGUGCUUACGCUCUUUUCCGGCGUCUUGAUGUAUCUAAGGUUCGUUGUCAAUCGGUCGAGGAGACAAAGUGGGGCUCCUUUAUCGGGUUCAUUUUUGGAGAGCUUAUUAUUAACUCUGUACUCGGGUUGGGAAGCGGGAGACGCGUUUCCGUCAAGGAUUGGUUGUUUCCAUUCUAUCAAACACUACUCGGCUUAAGUGCUCUUAACAUUUCUCCCAAA
Nymphaea colorata (pocket water lily) is the source of this 3922-nucleotide messenger RNA. Its product is annotated as LRR receptor-like serine/threonine-protein kinase HSL2. Gene Ontology annotation, molecular function: receptor serine/threonine kinase binding; protein kinase activity; ATP binding. Gene Ontology annotation, biological process: protein phosphorylation. The coding region runs from base 527 to 3565 and encodes 1012 amino acids. The record is from RefSeq and is a predicted model, not a curated record. The transcript is spliced from 4 exons. Lineage: Eukaryota; Viridiplantae; Streptophyta; Magnoliopsida; Nymphaeales; Nymphaeaceae.